Molecule: messenger RNA, 675 nt
Organism: Meyerozyma guilliermondii ATCC 6260
Lineage: Eukaryota; Fungi; Ascomycota; Pichiomycetes; Serinales; Debaryomycetaceae
Gene: SSR1
Product: Ssr1p
Exons: 1
Coding region: 1-675 (224 amino acids)
Source: RefSeq, a predicted model, not a curated record
AUGCAGAGUUCCAUGUUGAGAGUUUCCGCUUUGAUUGCAUUGGCAACUUACAUUCAAGGUGCAGUUGCUGCUCCUCCUGCUUGUUUGUUGGCUUGUGUUUCCCAAGUUGAAAAGAAGAGUGACUGUACUGGAUUGAAUGACUUGAGUUGUAUUUGCUCCAAGAACUCUAAGGCUGUCGAGGACUGCUUGAAGAAGAUCUGCCCAAAUGACACCAGUGAUGAUGCAAUUAGUGCUUUCGAGUCUUCUUGUGACGGUUACAGCAAGGAUGUGAGCUCGUCUUCCGAGUCGUCCUCCGCAACCUCCUCUGCUGCUUCGUCGUCCGAGGCUGCCUCGUCUUCUGCUGCUUCGUCGUCCGAGGCUGCCUCGUCUUCUGCUGCUUCAUCUGCUGCUUCGUCUGCUGUCUCGUCUGCUGUUUCAUCCGCUGCUGCAUCUUCCGAGGCUGCAUCCUCUGCUGCCGCUUCGUCUGCUGCCGCUUCAUCCACUUUCAGCUCCGUCGUUGAGUCCGUUGUCACUUCUUCGGAGGCUCCUGAAUCUGUUGCUGGUGUGUCCACUGUUGCCUCCAGCUCUGCUUCCUCUGCGGUUGCCGUAUCUCAACACUCUGCCGGUGCUGCUGAUGCCACUGGCUUCUCGGUGGGUGCCAUGCUUGCCGGAUUGGUUGGUGUUGCCUUGUUAUAA